UACUACUUAUGAUCUGUAUGGUCAUUAGCUCAGGCUUGGCCAGUGAGGUUUGGCGAGGAAGUGUAUUUGAUUCUUUUAUUGAAAAUCCGGUAUCAGAUUUUUUUGAGAUCGCUCAUAAAAUGCAGAGAAAUCAUAAUAUUACGAUAGUUAUUUUAGGCACAGCCAGAAUGAUCAAUUUGGACCCAUUAAAUUUUAAUUUUCCGGUGGAGUUGAUAUUGAAGACAAUGUCAGAAAUACGAUUGUUCUGAUCUUAGAUAUUUAAUGGUGCUUUCAAUGAUGGAAUUCAGGUACUUUGCAAGAACAUUGAUAACCGAGAUGAAGUAUGGGUUUCAUGAGCUUGAAUUAAGAUAUGUGAAAACCUUGUACAGAAACAUCGGAAAUAUCAUUAAAAUUAAAGGCCUAGAAGCCUUUGAUAAUAAAUCCAAGUGUAUCAGGACACGGAUAGCUCAAUAUUUCAUGUUCCCCUAUGUGGGCAAUGACACUUCACACUGCACAGAGUUCGAUGAUAUCAUUACAAAUUAUUCAGGAGAACAGAAUGAUUCUGGACUUAACUUGCAAGAGAUAGCUUUGAGGGUCAGCAUACUCAUUGUGAUUUCUGUAUAAAUUAUUACAGUCAUGCAACUAGUAUCAAAGGAAUGGAGGAUUUAUAAAUACCAAUGAAAAUUGAUGCAAGAAAGAUCUUCCAGGCCAAAUCAUGAGAAUAAAAAUUACCAAAGAACUCUCAACGAAAUAAGUCUCAAUUCUAUCACAAACACUCAGUCACCCAACCCGCAACCCCCCCUUACCGACCUCUCCCAAGCCACAAGCUACAACCUAAACUCAAUCCUAUCAAUCCACCUCCCCCACCCCCACCACAACAGAGCCCCUCAAAAUCCCCUAUCAAACCUCACCCACCUCCUCUCACCUUCCUCCAUUUCCUCCUAAUCCUCCUUCACAAAACCCUAAAAAGCACUCACAAUUUUUAUUU
Molecule: messenger RNA, 967 nt
Organism: Moneuplotes crassus
Lineage: Eukaryota; Ciliophora; Spirotrichea; Euplotida; Euplotidae
Source: the annotation of a GenBank genome assembly